Messenger RNA from Gadus macrocephalus (Pacific cod), 3406 nucleotides. Its product is annotated as calcipressin-1-like. The transcript has 4 exons. Gene Ontology annotation, biological process: calcium-mediated signaling. NCBI's taxonomy places the organism in Eukaryota, Metazoa, Chordata, Actinopteri, Gadiformes, Gadidae. The record is from RefSeq and is a predicted model, not a curated record. The coding region runs from base 852 to 1457 and encodes 201 amino acids. Gene Ontology annotation, molecular function: nucleic acid binding; calcium-dependent protein serine/threonine phosphatase regulator activity. Gene Ontology annotation, cellular component: cytoplasm; nucleus.
UGCGUGUGGGUGUGUGUGUGUGUGUGUGCGUGCGAUGACACACUGUGCCGGUUAGUCAGAGUGGAAAAUAUGCGGCCAUAAAGCCAUUGCCCUUGAUUUUCCUGCUCUGUCGAUCGCCCUCAGACACAAACAGGAGCAAAGAGAGGGAGAGAAAGAGACUACGAUCCAGCCUAUUGGAUGUCGUUUUGUGUGUCCCGCCCCCUUUUCCCUCUGAUUGGCUGGGGGCGAACAAGCCCCAGCACCAAGCUCAGGAAAACUGAAUGGGGAGAGCUCUCUGCCAAUGGGAGCGCAGCAAGCGGCUCGUGCGUCAGCCGAUGGCACGCGCUCAUAUAAGCAGCUGUAGAGCAGGCGAGAGACAGACAGAGAGAGGGAGAGGAUUACAGGCUCUGACACACGCACACGCGUGCAAACGUCUCUCCAUUUUGGUGUCAUUUUGGGGGAAAGCGAUCGGUGAGCGAACCACAGCUUGAGUAAUUGAAAGAGGAAGCGUUUGUGGACAGAAGGUUGGGCUGCGAGUUCCCCGAUUCCCACCACGACCCAGAAUCCUCUGCUUCAGGCGAGACAGACUAAGACAGGAGAAGACGAAGGAGGAGAUAGAGGAGACAAAGGAGAAGCAGGAGGAGUAGCAGAAGAAGAAGAAGAAGAAGAAGGAGGCGGACCCUUUUGCAUUCGCCAAUACAGGAAGUCCGUGCACCGUCCAUUUCCUGGCCCGCACCGCCACCCUGGGGAAGGCAACGGCGCCCACCCCCCCCCGACGACCCCUGACCCCGCGGCCCCUCCCCCUCCUCCACCACCCCCCCCGCCACAGAAGGCGGAGCUACGCUGUAGCCCCGCCCCUAGCUGCCGUCGCCAUGCACAUCAAGACAACCAAAUGCAGCCGCUACUGCCUGGUGGCCUCGACCGCCCCCCCGGAGCUGUUCGACCGCCCCGACGCCCAGGCCCGUUUUGAGGGGCUCUUCCGCUCCUUCGACCCCCAGGUCCAGUUCCAGUACUUCCGGUCAUUCCGGAGGGUCCGGAUCAGCUUCCAGGACGCUCUCGCCGCGGCAGAGGCUAGGCUCCGCCUCCACAAGACCGACCUCAACGGCCGUGAGAUGAGGCUGUACUUCGCCCAGUCGGUCCACAUCGGCGGCCCCCACCUGGAGCCCCCCAAGCCGGACAAGCAGUUCCUGAUUUCCCCGCCGGCCUCGCCCCCCGUGGGCUGGGAGCAGUCCCCAGAUGCCCGGCCUGUGGUCAACUACGACCUGCUCUGCGCCAUCGCCAAGCUGGGCCCCGGUGACAAGUACGAGCUCCACACGGCCACGCCCACCACCCCAAGCGUGGUAGUGCAUGUGUGCGAGGACGAUCACGCCGACAGCUCGGGCCCCGACGACAGCGACCAUGACGACAAGCCCCGCCCCCCCCGGCCCAAGAUUAUCCAGACGCGGCGGCCCGACUUUGUGGGCGGAGUCAAGCAUUGAGCGGGUGUGCUUUCACCCUCCCCUCGCGCCGGGGGGGAGGGGGAGGGGCUCCCCCGUGUCCGACCGAAACGGUCAGCUUUUAAACAAUUAGUUCGGGUUCGAGGUUCAACAGGUCAAGAGCCGCGUAACAAAAAUCGGAAAAAAAUGAAGAUCGGAGGAAAAACUUCGGAAAAAGUAUUGGAAAGCUCGCUCCGGAGUUAACGUGGAGAUGAGCGACGACGGACCUGUAAGACAAAUGUGCAUUUCAACGCGAAAACGGGGGGACGGACUGUAGAGAUCAGAGAGAGGAGGUGAACGUAGUUUAACCAUAAAGUCCAUUCAUGUUUGCGUUUCUGAUCCCUCGACACCCCCCCCCCCCUUGUUGAAUGGACAUCAGGUGACACCAAAGUCUGACAGACGGUAACAGGGCGAAGAGUCUGUUUUGAAGUUCUUGACGUUCGUUUUUAGACUAUUGGUUUUUCCUGACUGGGGAUUAGUUCGGUGUUCGGACACUGUUCCGAACUUUGCUUAUUUAGGAGGCAGGUUUGAUCAGAAGGUUUUUGUUAUUUUUAUGUUUUAAUAAUAUCUCUGGUUGGUUUUGUUGACACUUUAGACGACCGGAGAAAUAUCACAAACUUAAUUGUUUUUGUGUCGGAUUUCAUACCAUUUCUAAUAUGUUUGCUACAUUUUUUCUUUUAACUAGUGCUACGAUAUAUACCCGCGGGGGGGCAUUUUGUUUGUUUCACAUCAAACCCCCUUGUACGAUAGAUAAACGUAACGAUUUUAAAGGAUACUUUCUAUGUUGUGUUGUAGGUUAAUCUAUAAAACUAGGGCUAACCCUUUUUCGGCUUAUUCUUGGGCUUACGUUUUGAGCAAGCGACCACAGUUGUGGCGCAUUGACCACAUUUAAAGGCACUGUGUUCAGACAUAAAAACUGAAAUGCUGGCGAGGACUGAGUUUAAAUCUGUAAAAUCUCUGAAUUCCGAUUCCGAAUUUGCUGGAAGUUUGUUUCUCAUCAUAAACACAAAAGCGUCAUGUAUGUAAAAGUGUAUUUCUAAUAACCAUUUGUACAAGACCACUGUAAAGAGGGAAACUUGCAGAGUGUGUGUGUGUGUGUGUGUGUGUGUGUGUGUGUGUGUGUGUGUUGUUAUGCUAAAGUUUCCAUCCCCUGUCCUCCUCCCGCCAAAAUAAAACAAAUUAGCACGAUUGUAUAAAGUGGAAAGAAAUAAACAAUUUGCUAACGAUUUGAAUGUAGAUUACUUUUGUUACAGAGUGCUACAUUUACUAAACGCCGCCCGUAAUAAAAUACUUAUUUAUGAAACGGUGUUGUUUGUAUUCCACUGUUGUGAGUGUGAUUAGCCGUUACAAGCCAUUUGAAAAAUCUGCCUCUUCUGAAAUCAAGUGUCGGUGUGUCCAACUAGAUGUAUGACGGAUAGAUAAGCAAUAUUUGCUACAGUCCACUGCUCAUACAGUCUAUGAGGCUUAUAGACUGAUCUAUCAAGCGAUUUUUUUAAACGGCUUGUAACGGCUAAUCUCACUCACACUGUGUUAUAGUAUGUCACCUUUAAAAAAAGCUACGGGCACAAAGACUUCAUCGAGCUAAACGCAAAAUAAAUACGACUUUGGCUAAUGUUUAAGUUCUACUUACUUUUGUUUUGACUUGGGGUGGGGGGAAAAUUGAAUAUUUUACGGUUCGACCACCACUGUGUUCAUGGUUGGAAGAGGGGGUGGACAUUAUUGUGUCUGGAAGCGAUUUCACUGUUAGAACACUGGGGCAUCAGAAGUUUUCACCCCGGGAUGGUACUGUGAAAAAGCAUGUGACAACAGCGUGAAAGACCCCCCCCCCCCCCCCACACACACACACACACAUCAGGUUGGAUCGGUUCAUUUACCUUCAGCACAGCUGUUAUUUAAACUGAUUUGUUUUUCGGAUUUUUUCAUUGAAUAAAUACUUGACUUAUCAAACUCGA